Molecule: messenger RNA, 943 nt
Organism: Musa acuminata AAA Group (dessert banana)
Lineage: Eukaryota; Viridiplantae; Streptophyta; Magnoliopsida; Zingiberales; Musaceae
Exons: 5
Coding region: 160-816 (218 amino acids)
Source: RefSeq, a predicted model, not a curated record
GUCCAUGCGAAAACCUACGGUCCAAAUUGCGGCUCAAACAGCUCUAUUAAUCUCUCGCCGAUAUGUGGCUGGUUGGUACACGCACAAGCCAAGCAAGAAGUAGAGGAAGAAGAGGAGGAGAAAGAACUGGGUGGGUGAGAUUUUGGAGCUGCUCCUCUCAUGGAGAAGGAAUCGAAGGAGCAGAGAGGUGCCCCUCUAAGAGCGGCUCCUCCGGAGCCUGAUUUCCCCUUGCAGUGGGGAAGCCGCAAGCGCCUCCGUUGCGUCAAGGUCAGGGACGAGGGCUCCCCGGCUAAAUCCGACGGCCGGAGGCGGGCUACGUCCCGGAUCAACCGCCGCGUUGUCACCGGAGGCGACAAGGACUUCCCCACGCCGCGGUUUCACCGCCCUGCCCAACUCCCCCACAGGCGGUCGGAGUCUGCUGGGAGCGAGAAUCGGAGGUCGCGCUCUGUGUCGUUGUCGCCGGAGAAGGAGGACCGCUGCUACACCACGAGGGGUUCGGUGGCGCACGGCUGCGAGGGGGAGAACGGGGCCGGCGGCGGAGUCGGGGAUGAGAGAGGCGCCGCGGUGCUGCCCAGGUUCUUCGUCUCGCUGUCGAACAAGGAGAAGGAGGAGGAUUUCAUGGCCAUGAAGGGGUGUAAGCUGCCUCAGAGACCCAAGAAGAGGUCCAAGUUCGUCCAAAAAUGCAUACUUUUGGUGAGUCCAGGGGCAUGGCUCUCAGAUCUUUCUCAGGAGAGGUAUGAGGUGAGGGAGAAGAAGGGAUCGAGAAAGAGGAGGAGAGGAUUGAAGGCUAUGUGUAUGGAGAGUGAUUCAGAAUGAAUCAAAGGGGGUGAGGAGGACCUUUUUAUUUUUUUGUAGUUUAUUUGAUGAAUAAAACUUGCUCAUUAAGCCUGAAAUGUUCCCCCUUACACUCUAUCAAGAGGACCAAGUUUGACUUUUGGGCAGA